This is a messenger RNA of Microthlaspi erraticum, 1296 nucleotides long. NCBI's taxonomy places the organism in Eukaryota, Viridiplantae, Streptophyta, Magnoliopsida, Brassicales, Brassicaceae. The record is from the annotation of a GenBank genome assembly.
AUGGCAGGCAAACGAGAAAAUUUUGCAAGGGUGGAUGAUCUGGACUCUUGGUUGCCAUCAUCAUCUGCAUCCCGCCAACAGAACUACUCCUCCAAUAUCAGUGGACCGCUUUAUCCUAUUCAUGCAAGCAACAACACAUCUGGAUCUUUCAAGAAAGGGAUCCAAAAGGGUUCCAAAGGGCUUAAAUCGAUAGGACGUUCACUUGGUUUCGGUGUUUACCGAGCAGUGUUCCCAGAAGACCUUAAAGUCUCCGAGAAGAAGAUAUUUGACCCUCAGGAUAAAACUCUUUUGCUUUGCAACAAAUUGUUUGUCAUGUCAUGUAUUCUCUCAGUGUUCGUGGACCCUUUUUUCUUCUAUCUCCCUGUGAUCAACAGUGAGUUCAAGUGCCUUGGCAUUGACCAGAGUCUGGCUAUAACGGCAAGUACAUUGCGGACAGUUAUCGAUGUGUUUUACCUCGCUCACAUGGCUCUCCAGCUCAGGACUGCUUAUAUUGCACCCUCCUCUCGGGUCUUUGGGAGAGGUGAACUCGUGAUUGAUCCUGCGCAGAUAGCAAAGAGAUAUUUGCGUCAUUGGUUUAUCAUAGAUUUUCUCUCAAUACUUCCUGCUCCUCAGAUUGUAGUUUGGAGGUUCUUGCAAAGUUCAAGGGGGUCGGAUGUAUUGGCUACAAAGCAGGCCUUGCUUUUCAUUGUUUUGGUUCAGUAUAUACCGCGAUUUCUACGUGUCUUACCCUUGACAUCGGAACUGAAAAGGACAGCUGGUGUCUUUGCAGAGACUGCUUGGGCUGGUGCCGCCUAUUAUCUGCUUUUAUACAUGCUUGCAAGUCAUAUAGUUGGAGCGUUUUGGUACCUUUUAGCCUUAGAACGUAACGACGCUUGCUGGCAGGAGGCCUGUAAUGGUGCAAAGGAUUCUUGCAGCACAGGUUUCUUGUACUGUGGCAAUCAAAACAUGGACGGCUACAAUGUUUGGAACAAGACCAAAGAAUCUGUUCUUCAGUCCAGCUGUCGUGCUGAAGAAGAUGAUCCUAAUCCUCCAUUUGACUUUGGGAUUUACACACAGGCUUUAUCCUCUGGCAUUGUCUCGUCUCCAAAGUUCAUCACGAAAUAUUGUUAUUGCUUGUGGUGGGGCCUUCAGAACUUGAGUACACUUGGACAAGGGCUUGAAACCAGCACAUACCCGUUGGAGAUUUUAUUUUCAAUAGCUCUCGCCAUCUCUGGGUUGAUUCUCUUUGCUCUUCUCAUCGGAAACAUGCAGGAUUCAGGAACAAAGCUCAUAUGGCUUAGCUCAACACAAAAGUAA